UUUCCUCGCGAGCUAAAAGGUGUGUUUAAAGUGCUUGAAAUGUGUAUUUGAAGUCAAUUUAAGUUGUCACAAGACUAUUACCUGUCUUGUUCUCAAAAAAAGGUUAAAAAAAACUAAGGUUAUGGAUUCGGAGGACUUUGAUCGGAAGAUUGUUAUCGAUGAAUUAACAAACAAAGCUCUGCAAGAAUAUGAAGGCCUGCAAAGGAAGCAUGAGUCAGCAACUAUCAAGUGUAAGAUACUGGAGGGGGAACGAGAUCAGGCUGUUAAGAAGCUUCAUGAAUUUCAGCAAGUUUCUAAGAUGGUCAUUGAAGAGGUCGCCGUCAUUCAGGAGAAGCUGGAGAUUGAGAGAACGUGUCGAGAAAGUGCUGAAGCCCUGGCCUCCAAGCUGAAUCGACAGAACCACUCCCCCUGAAGAGGAAGAAGCAUGAUGCUGCUGUCUCAAGUCCGCACACAGACCAUCACGGAGAUCAGCCUUGAGGAUGAGGAGGUGGAGGAGGAAGUAGAUGAAUUUUAGCUGCUAUUAGCCAGGACUGCCAAUAGCGAGUGCCAGACCAAAAUCUCAGAGCUGCAAAGUGCGCUGCUGACGACGAAAAAUGAAAUGUGCGAUGAUAUCACAACGCUGAGAAAACAACUGGAGGAAACCAAACAGGAGUUAGGGGUGUCUCAAUCGCCCAAUCUUAUGAAGGAGAAACGUGAGAAUAAUGCUUUAGUUGCUGAGACGGUGCAGCAAAAAAAGCUGCUGGGAAAAUACAACAGAGUGUCUGCGUUUGCUUUAGAGGAAUAUAAAACCAUUCAAGACACGUUGACUCUUCAGCAGGACUUGAGAGAUAAAGCAGAGAACUUUGCCAGAGCAAUGGUUGUUGAACAGAAGAUGCUGAAAAGACAGAGCCAGAUCCUGAUGGAGAGUUCCCCAAAUGACUGUGCGUUACAGGAGGCACUCAAACAGCUCUCUGGGCUGACCAAAGAUUUGGAAGCACAGAAGCUGGAGCACCAGAGCCAGAUAAAGCAGAUGGAGGACCAACUAAGUAGCUGCCAGACUAGAAAGGAGCUCAUGGCCUUGAGGUGUAAACUUGAGCUUGUUGAGGAGGAGAAACGUGAGUGCUGUCACGAGUACUGCAAGGCCCAAGCACAGGUCAAGGAUCUGAGCUUUACAGUUGAGGAACUUCAGAAAAAACUACAAGUUGCCACCAAGCCUCCACCUUCUCCAGUGCAUCCAUGUCCGCCUCCCCCCCCUCCUCCUCCUCCUCCUCCUCUACCAUCUUUUGCAGUCUCCAACCCACUCAGCUCCCUGCUGUCAUUGAUCAGAAGCAGACAAACUCCGCUUUUGGUCCAGAGUUCAUCAGCUUCAACAAGCGAAGUAGACGUCAGGCAGCAAGCAGUGCAGGAAAUGAUGGACAGGAUCAAGAACGGGGUUGAGCUUCGGCCUGUCAGGCAGAGACCUCACACCAAGAAACAGUGGCAACUGGUCCAUGGUGUACCCCAUCUUUCGCCCGAAUGCAGCUGGUACUUGAUGAUUUGCCGCCUCCGUCGGGCGACAGAUGCCUCAGGGACUGGAAUCGGGGCGGUCCUGGCCCAAGUGAUUGACGGGUAUGAGCAUCCAGUGCUGUAUAUCAAUGCCAGGGUCACCAGAUGGUUUCGAUGACCAGCGUCUUAUCAGAGAACAGGCCCGCGGGCGACUCGUCUGGUCCUUACGGGCGACCUGGUGCCCGCGGGCACCGCGUUGGUGACCCCUGCUCUACACACACACACAUGACAAUAGUUGUGGGGGGUGCUGGAGCCUAUCCCAGCUGCAUCCGGGCAGAAGGCGGGGUACACCCUGGACAAGUCUCCACCUCAUCACAAUGCUAAAAAUAGGCUGUCUUUAAAUACCAUACAAUUACAGUAUGCUACCGUACCGGUGAAAACGUCAUCUUAUGACCAAGGUAUACAACACAAUUGCACCUGACCUGA
Molecule: messenger RNA, 1950 nt
Organism: Entelurus aequoreus (snake pipefish)
Lineage: Eukaryota; Metazoa; Chordata; Actinopteri; Syngnathiformes; Syngnathidae
Gene: shtn1
Product: shootin 1
Source: RefSeq, a predicted model, not a curated record